UCCUUUAUAUGGAGCAGCCCAGCCUGGAGCUGGAAGGUGGAAGGCUCUAGAAGACCUGGUGUCCCAGCCGAACUUCCCCAUGGCAUCAGCAACUCUGGGCCCGAAAUGGCAGUCUCCCCUGCCUUGCAACGGCCACAAGAUGGAAGUCUUCAAGGGCCCCUACAGUCUCCUAUUCUUUCUCCUCUUCCUGUUCCAUUCAGAGGCAGCCUGCCGCCCCUUUGGGAGAAGGCUCUACAAGAUACACUCCUUUAGAAUCUGGGAUGUUAACCAAAAGACUUUGUACCUGAGGAACAACCAACUUGUCGCUGGAUACCUACAAGUGCCAAAUACUGACUUAGAAGAAAAGAUAGACCUGAUCACCAUCGACCCUCAGACUGUGUUCUUGGGGAUCCGCAAGGGGACGCUGUGCCUGUCCUGUGUCAAGUCUGGAGAUGAUAGCAGGCUCCAGCUGGAGGCAGUUAACAUCACUGACCUGUACAAGAACAAGGAGCAGAACAAGCGCUUUGCCUUCAUCCGCUCUGACAGUGGCUCCACCACCAGCUUUCAGUCAGCCGCCUGCCCAGGCUGGUUUCUCUGUACAGUGAUGGAAGCUGACCAGCCUGUCAGCCUAACCAACAAUACAAAAGACUCCAGAAAGGUCACCAGGUUCUACUUCCAGGAGGACAAGUAGUCCUGCCCAGUCCUGCCCUGUCCUACUACUUCCCAGCCAUCAGUGGCUCCAGGAACUGCCCUCUGCCUAUGCUCAGGGGGCUCCUGGCUGUCACAGAGAUGCAAGGAGCAGCUUUAGCAAGGGGACUGUGGAAGGAAGCUCCCCGCCGACAGGACUCUGCCUCCAGCCUCUCGCGGACAGCCUCUGUGUCGCCUCUAGAACGGUCCUUCAAACAGCCCCAGCUCAGAACUCUUCCGUGCGCUCUGCCACUGCACCCCUCAGCACCCCGCUGCCUCUGGUGUCUGCACUCCCCAUCCCUCCUCACCCCACUGUCCAUUGCCAAACCCAGCAGGUCACUAGUGGACCCCACCGAGUGAUUCCCACCAGCCAGUGCUGGUCCCUAGGGAGGUUUGUCAUUGUUUCUUUCAUUGUGGGCACUGGGGAUCAAACCCAGGGCCACAUGCAUGCUCAAAACACACACACUGUACCACUGCGCUGCACGCCCAGUUCAUGGGGACAUUUUUAAGAAUCUGAGGAAACAGAAAUUCAGGAGUGUAUGGUGAUUUUAAAGCCAGAUCUAUUCAGUGUGGAAGAGAAUCCUUCAUUUGGAGGUCACACUCCUUUUGAGGGGCUGAAGGAUUACAAUGUUCCUCCUUCUAAAUCAUGUCAGAAAUGGGAAAGUAGGUGAUAGUUUUCUUUCUUUUCUGGUAAUAUCUCAAGUUGUAAAAAUUACAAGUUAGUGGACUACCUUGGCUCCCUAGUCUAUUUUUACUUUUUGAAGCAUUCCCAUAGUUGGGCCUCUCUGCCAGGGCCAAACACCACCGCUACUCCAGAUGGUCCACAGUGGCCUACGGUAAUGUCCCUCCACAGGAGUUCCCCAACUCCUCACUGUGCACAUGUGGCUCCCCAGGGUCCUUCCCUUGUAGCCAAGGGGGAGAGAACCCACAAAUCACUCUCUGGCCAUGUGGCCCUUUUGACAUUGAGAUGCUGCAGCAAGAUGGCUGCCCAUCCAUCUGUCCCCCAGAAUGCUGGGAGCUCCGGAGAGCAGAAAGCCUCACUGAGUCCUGACUCCCUGCAGGGCAGAGCACCGGGCCUGACCCUCAUAUGUACUCUGUGAAUGUGUGUUGUAUGUGGUAGGUGGAUAACUCCUUACUCCGUGUGGCGCUAGCUGUGUUUUACAGUAAAAUCUUGAAAAUGC
Octodon degus (degu) is the source of this 1847-nucleotide messenger RNA. RefSeq names its product interleukin 1 receptor antagonist (gene Il1rn). The transcript is spliced from 5 exons. Gene Ontology annotation, biological process: inflammatory response to antigenic stimulus; negative regulation of interleukin-1-mediated signaling pathway. The coding region runs from base 80 to 670 and encodes 196 amino acids. Gene Ontology annotation, molecular function: interleukin-1 receptor antagonist activity; interleukin-1 receptor binding; cytokine activity. NCBI's taxonomy places the organism in Eukaryota, Metazoa, Chordata, Mammalia, Rodentia, Octodontidae. The record is from RefSeq and is a predicted model, not a curated record.